Messenger RNA from Rasamsonia emersonii CBS 393.64, 2577 nucleotides. RefSeq names its product 3-hydroxyisobutyrate dehydrogenase. The transcript has 7 exons. Gene Ontology annotation, molecular function: NADP binding; NAD binding; 3-hydroxyisobutyrate dehydrogenase activity. Bases 1 to 2577 code for a protein of 858 amino acids. NCBI's taxonomy places the organism in Eukaryota, Fungi, Ascomycota, Eurotiomycetes, Eurotiales, Trichocomaceae. Gene Ontology annotation, cellular component: mitochondrion. The record is from RefSeq and is a predicted model, not a curated record. Gene Ontology annotation, biological process: L-valine catabolic process.
AUGGCCACGGCAAUUCCCUUCCCCCCUCCCCCCUCGUCCGAUCCCCAUGUCUACGUGACCAUCUCGGCCCUCGAAGGCGGCCAUCUCACCCUUCCAGAGAAACUGUUCGUCACAGACGCAGACCCGGACAAGCGCAGCACUGUGCCCUCGCUGUCGUUUCUGAUCCAGCAUCCAAACAAGCAGAAUGAGAACCAGAAUCAGAAUCAAAAGAGCGGUUUCGACAAGAUCGUCUUCGACCUCGGCAUCAAACGCGACCUAUCCGCAUACCACCCCGCCAUGCACUCGCACAUCGCCAACCGCCAGCCCGUGCUCACCAGGCCCGACGUAGCCGACAGCCUGCGGCAGGGCGGCCUUGACCCAGCAAGCGACAUCGACUAUGUCAUCCUCAGCCACGUCCACUGGGACCACGUCGGGACGCCGGGAGAUUUUUUGCAAGCGACGUUUGUCCUCGGUCCGGGCACGUUGCGCCUGCUGGAGCAGGGCGCGCCGCCGCAUUAUCCGAAGGAGAUUUUUGAUUCGGGGAUGCUGCCGAGGGAGAGGGUUUGGGAGAUGCCUUGCACCAGCUCUCCUGGUAGCACUUCCUCGAAGGAGGAUGGAUACGUGGGUGACAAAGCGAGGGCGUUCCAGGGUCGUGAAUGGCGGCCUCUCUGCACCAGCAGCAACGACAGCGGUAAUGAGAUACUAUUCCCCGCCGUAAUCGACCUCUUCAACGACAGCAGUCUCUACCUAAUCGACAGCCCAGGGCAUCUGUACGGCCACAUGAACCUCCUCGCUCGCAUCGGCCCCACGAAAUGGGUGUAUCUAGGCGGCGACUGCUGCCACGACCCGCGCAUCCUGACGGGCGAGAAGGAUAUUGCGCUGUAUGACGAUGGGAGGGGAGGUUUGCGGAGUGUGCAUGUUGAUACGGAUGGGGCGAGGAGGACGUUGGAGAGGAUUCGCAGGUUUACAAAUAAUCAGAGGGGAGGUCUGGAUGGGUCGGUUGAGAUUGAGAUUGAGGUUAUUGUUGCGCAUGAUGCUGUCUGGAGGGAGAGGAAUCGUCAUCGGUUUUUUUCCGAAGAGGUUGUAAUUAUAAGUGUAUUACAGAUGUAUCGUAUCAAUAAUAAUACACUGUUCCGUUCCGUACCGUAUUUCCCCGCAUUUUCCCCAACGGUGGGGUUUGCCCUAACUAUAGAUAUUCAUCACCUACCUAAAUCGGGUAAACCCCAACCCCAUCGAAGAUCCAUUGUCGGAAAUAUGACAAGCUUCCUCGCAAGUCAGCUUGAUUACCGUGGAGAAGAUACUAAUCAGUUAGGUAGGAAUAUUUACCUCGGUCGAUAUUCGAGGGAAUUUAAUUUUUCUCCACGACAUAGACCUAGACAGUACAUGUAUCUAUGUAUGGAUCUUCUCCAACGGAAUAUUUUGUACAGUACUUUACCUUACUUGAUAAUCAUUAAUAGAGUGAAAGAGAACAACGGAAAUGGCUACUCCAGACAAGACGAUCGCGUUCAUAGGUAUGCAGACACUUCCUCUAUCCUAAUUAGUCUACAUUCGACCUAUCUAUCUAUCUGCCUCGGCGUCAUGGGCUACCCCAUGGCCAUCAACCUACGCACCAAGCUCGGGCCAGAAUACAAGCUUCUGAUCUGCGACGUCAGCAGCGACGCACUGCACAAGUUCCAGGACGAGAUGCAAGAAAAGAAAACCGGCCCGGUUGAGGUUGUGGCGAAUGGGUUUGAGGCUGUCAAGGCGGCGGACCUCGUCAUCACCAUGCUUCCCGGUACUCCGGCCGUUCAGGCUGUGUAUCUCGACCCGUCGACGGGUAUUCUUGCUGGUGUUAAAGAUGCUGCUGCUGCUGCUGCUGACUCGCCUCGGAGGAAAAUCAUCAUGGAAUGCGGGACUAUCGAAACGGCUACGAUUUUGGAAGUUGCCCGCGCGACGAAAGACACUGCUUCCGCCCUGUCGUCAGGAUGGACGCUAACGUUCGUCGACGCCCCGGUGUCAGGCGGACCGAUGGGGGCGCAGGCAGGGACGCUGACGUUCAUGGUAGGCGUCGACAGCGCGAGCAACGCAAACAACCACACCUUCAACGCAGUGAAAAGCGUCCUGUCGCACAUGGGCAAAGCGGAAAACAUCUUCCUCUGCGGCGAAGUCGGCGCCGGCACCGCCUUCAAGAUCAUCAACAACUACCUGUCCGCAAUCACGAGCCUGGCAGCGUCAGAGGCGCUCAACAUCGGCGUCAAGAUGGGUCUGGACCCGAAGCUGCUGACAGAUGUGAUCAACACCAGCGGGGGGCAGUGCUGGGUGACGUCGAAAAGUAACCCUGUGCCCGGGGUGCAGGACAACGUGCCGUCCAGCCGCAACUACGAGGGCGGAUUCCGUAUCGAGCUGUGCAAGAAGGUCCUGGGUAUGGGGUCGCAGCUGGCUGAGAUGGUUGGGGCGAGGACCAUUCUUGACAAGCCUACGCUAGCGGCGUUUGAGGAGGCGGCGGCUGAUCCGAGAUAUGCUGGCAAGGACGCCAGGGUUGUGUACAAGUGGUUGAAUGAGUCGAUAAGAACAUAUCUGAUCUAUCUACAAGUUGAUAUUUCUAACAAUCAAAUGUAA